CGAGCGGAUGAGGAAGUGCAGGAGGUGCUGAGCGGCGGGAGCAAGCGAGGGAGAAAAAGGGUUUGAGGGUUCGAGGGAGCGAUCUAUGAGAUUAGAGAGAAAUUUUGAGAAAGUCGAAAGAAACAGAGAAAUUUUGAGAAGUCGAAAGGUCAGUGAGAGCAAAGUCACCACUCUUUUUGUUCUUCCUUUUUUUCUUUUCUUCAUUAUUCCCUUCGAAUUUGCUAUUGGAUCGAAGACAGACAGAGAUUGCACUGUAGGCUAAAUCUCCGACGCAGGGGGCGAGUGUGAGAGAGAUAGAGAGCAAGGAGUUAGAGCGCGAGUGGGAGAGGGAGUGCCAGAGGUGAGAGAGAGAGAGGAGAGAGAGAUUGAGGGUGUCUACCAGUCUGCUGGUCUUUCUUUAGAGAAAGUCGCGAUUCCACUCUGUAACUCGAUUUCUUCUUCUCUCGUAUCGCCUUCUCGAAUCACAUGGAGAACAAGCUUGUGGUUCUUGGCAUCCCAUGGGAUGUUAACACGGAAGGGCUGAGGGAGUACAUGAGCAAAUUUGGGGAAUUGGAAGAUUGUAUCGUGAUGAAGGAACGCUCUACUGGUCGAUCUCGUGGUUUUGGCUAUGUAACAUUUGCAUCAGUUGAGGAUGCGAAGAAUGCACUCAAAAGUGAGCAUUUUCUUGGUAACAGAAUGUUGGAAGUAAAAGUUGCCACACCAAAGGAAGAGAUGAGAGCACCUGCAAAGAAAAUUACCCGGAUAUUUGUGGCUAGAAUCCCCCAAUCUGUCACAGAAGCAGCAUUCCGGAGUUAUUUCGAGACUUAUGGUGAAAUAACAGACCUCUACAUGCCAAAGGAUCAUAGCUCAAAGGGGCAUCGUGGAAUUGGUUUUAUCACCUUUGAGAAUGCCGAAUCUGUGGACAACAUAAUGGCCGAAACUCAUGAAUUGGGAGGUUCCACUAUAGUUGUCGACAGAGCAACACCUAAGGAUGAGGAUUUCAGGCCAGGGAGGUUUGCACAAGGUGGAUAUGGUGCAUACAAUGCUUAUAUUACAGCUGCUACUAGAUAUGCAGCAUUAGGUGCUCCUACAUUAUAUGACCACCCAACCUCAGCUUAUGGAAGAACGGAACCCAUUCGAGGAAUGGGUAAGAAGAUAUUUGUUGGCAGGCUUCCUCAGGAGGCAAGUGCUGAAGAUCUUCGCCAGUACUUCGGCAGAUUUGGUCGUAUUUUAGAUGUUUAUGUUCCUAAGGACCCAAAGAGAACUGGUCACAGAGGCUUUGGUUUUGUAACUUUUGCUGAAGAUGGUGUUGCAGAUCGUGUAUCUCGAAGGUCUCAUGAGAUUUGUGGACAAGAGGUUGCCAUAGAUUCAGCUACACCACUUGAUGAUGCUGGUACAAGCACAAACUACAUGAUGGAUGCUGCUGAACCAUAUGGGGGCUAUGGUGGCCCUAUGCGUACCUAUGGCCGGAUGUAUGGGAGCCUUGAUUUUGAUGAUUGGGGUUACGGAAGUAGCAGCACAAGACCUUCAAGGAUGGACUGGAGGUAUAGGCCAUACUAGUAGGGUAACGGAGUGCAUUGUCUUGGCAAAAGUAUCCAAAUUGGUCGUGAUACGUUAUUUGGAUUUCCAUCUUCUAUAUCGUUCGACUCAUUUGGAGUGUUAUCUUGAUGGAUUGUCAAACGUGAUUAGUGGAUCUCUCAUCUUUAUUUCUAUCUUAAGCAAGGUUAAGUAUCGACAUGUUCGAUACUCAAUUUGAAUAUCGGGCGUGUAAUUCACUGUAAAACUUUUAGAUACACCUUUCUUUACCUAAUUUUUUUUAGUCUGAAUGUGCAGACGGGUACCUGAGCAUAAUUAUUAUCAUUUCAAACUAUUAGUUACAGCCAA
Nelumbo nucifera (sacred lotus) is the source of this 1863-nucleotide messenger RNA. RefSeq names its product RNA-binding (RRM/RBD/RNP motifs) family protein. Gene Ontology annotation, molecular function: mRNA binding. The record is from RefSeq and is a predicted model, not a curated record. Gene Ontology annotation, biological process: regulation of translation. NCBI's taxonomy places the organism in Eukaryota, Viridiplantae, Streptophyta, Magnoliopsida, Proteales, Nelumbonaceae.